ACUUUGGUACAUACAUCACGUAACUAUAGAAACCGUAGCAACUGUGGUUGCUAUACGCAACUGCUAUUAGUUUCCUAUCGCGUCUAUUCAUUAGUCAACCUCUUUAGAUCAUAGUCAAUCUGAAGAAUAAAAAGAAAAAUCUAUAUUAUUUCUUGAUUAAAUAUUCGCGAUGUGGUGGGGUUACAGUCAACCAUUGGACCUGAGGCAAGAAAUAAGGGAAAAUGAAGACGAUGAUUUAGAUGUACCUCUGGAAGUUUUGAUCCUAGGUUCGGGUGAUGCUCGUCAUAUUGUUAAAACUAUCGCAUCAGCCUACAAGCAUAAAAGACGCAGUAUCAACUUUCAUGUAAUAGAACCAUUUCUGGAACAAAUUGCAAGAUCUAUUCUGCUUUUGAGUACCAUCCUUGAAGUGGGAUUAGGACUACAAGAAGCUACAAGAUAUUAUUUGGAGUUGAUGGGAAACAUACUGUUAAGACCAGCAACAGCAAAAUAUUUAGUGCAACGAGUUCAGAGCUUGAUUGAUAUUCCAACACAAAGUGUGAACUGUCCGUGGGUGAACUUGGAAAAGCUUAAGCACAAGGACAGAGAUAGUUUGGAAUCAAUUUUCAAGUUUUGGAUAAGAGCAACUUGCGAAGGUAUUCCCAUUAUGGAAUAUUGGGAUCGCAGAAUACGGAAAGCAUUAGAGGUACGAUACGAUUGCCGAGAGGGUGUUUUUGACUGGGAUUAUCACAUGGUGUUGAAGUAUAGAGAAAAUACCAAUUUAACGCUCCAUGAGUACAGAUUUUGGAGAGGGACCGGUAUUGCCUUCACAUGGAUAGAAGGUGAACCUGCAAGGAGUAAUCCCACUCUCAUCAACAACAUUAUAAGUCAUGGGAAAGGGUUUAUACACUAUGCCUACAUGGGAGACAUUAAUGUUGGGCCAUACUUUACAUGGAGUUUGGGAAUUGAAAAAAAAAAAGAAAAACAGAGAGCCACCGACAUUGCUGAGCGUGAAGUUAUGCGUGCCAUACACGAAACUAGAUGUAAUGAACCCAUGUGCGAGGAUGUGGUCGCUGCUCAUCGAGAUCCGUCCCUUCUCAAUGCAGUAAUAAUAACAGAAAUACCAAACAAUGAUAUUGAACAGGAGACAUGGUCGACAGGUGAUGAGUAUGAUCGUCGGAAGAGAAAAAUUGUUUGGAAAAAUAUUCCGGAUUUCAAAGUAAUCUUUCAUCCAUUGACAGCUAUUAAUAAGUAUAAAAACAAGCAGGAAUUUAUACAGAAAUUUGACCUGAUCUGGAUUGCCCAUAACAUGACGAAACAUUUAUCAAAUGUGAUACCAUUGGCAAAGCUCAAUGCAAGAAUACUUGUGGAAUCACGAAAAUUCAUGGUAGACUUGCGAAAAGAAGAUUUGGAGAAAUUUACGAAAGAAUUGAUUAAUGAUGCUAAAGAGAAUGGAAUGGAGACCAUACAUAAGUUUGAUUCGGAAAAGGAUAAUAUAGCAAGAUUUCUCAAACGUAGUGUAGUGUCACAAGAAAUAAUUUAAUUUUGAGAAAUUGGGUGUUUUAUACUCCAUCAUGCUAAAAUCUGGCCCCUCCCAUCACACCAAUCAACCAGUAUAAUUCUAAA
This is a messenger RNA of Diprion similis, 1602 nucleotides long. RefSeq names its product dynein axonemal assembly factor 3 (gene Dnaaf3). The transcript is spliced from 6 exons. The record is from RefSeq and is a predicted model, not a curated record. Lineage: Eukaryota; Metazoa; Arthropoda; Insecta; Hymenoptera; Diprionidae. Gene Ontology annotation, biological process: motile cilium assembly; axonemal dynein complex assembly. The coding region runs from base 170 to 1519 and encodes 449 amino acids.